Molecule: messenger RNA, 4328 nt
Organism: Myxocyprinus asiaticus (Chinese sucker)
Lineage: Eukaryota; Metazoa; Chordata; Actinopteri; Cypriniformes; Catostomidae
Gene: anpepa
Product: alanyl (membrane) aminopeptidase a
Exons: 21
Coding region: 225-3107 (960 amino acids)
Biological process (GO): proteolysis; peptide catabolic process
Cellular component (GO): cytoplasm
Molecular function (GO): metalloaminopeptidase activity; peptide binding; zinc ion binding
Source: RefSeq, a predicted model, not a curated record
GGAGUAUGCGUAGGAGAGAGUGUGUUUCCCAUUAGUCUCAUCAUCUAAACUUAUACUCCUACUUCACUAUGGAUACCUGGUAUUUGCUUAUAUCACUGAAAAUGGAAACCACCUGUUUGACUUUAUUGAAAGCAAUGUUAUGCUAGCAUCAUUUCAACAGCAAAGUGAUGCACUGAAUGAUCAUGUAAACUGCAUCAAUUUCACAUCUCAGAUCAGAGCCAGCCAUGGGGAAAGGAUAUUACAUCAGCAAACAUGUGGCCUCUGCAGCAAUGGCACUGGCCGCAAUAGCCUUGGCAACCAUCAUUGCAUUAUCCAUUGUUUACAAUCGAGAAAAGGCCAAAAAUGCAGCAAAAUUGAAUGAUAUAACCACAUCAUCAGUACCACCCACCCCAAAGACUUCAAAUGAACCCUGGGACAAAUACAGGCUGCCUGAUACUUUGUCUCCUCAGUACUACAAUGUGACUCUUUGGCCCCGUCUGGUGAUGGACGCCAGCGGAAUGUACAUUUUCACAGGGAACUCUGGAGUGAAGUUUACUUGCGUGACGAAGACAGACUUGAUAUUAAUUCACUCCAACAAGCUAAACUUGACUCUCUUCAAGGGGAACCAUGCUAAGCUACUGGGUUUGGGUGGUGUAACAGCUCCAGCCAUAAAAAAAUCCUGGUUUCAGACGGAAACGCAUUAUUUGGUGAUUCAGCUGGAGGAAAAACUGAAACCUGGAAAGUCCUACUGGCUCUAUACAGAAUUCAGAGGAGAGCUUGCUGAUGACCUGGAGGGUUUCUACAGGAGUGAAUACAUGGAAGAUGGCACAAAAAAAAUUAUCGCCAUCACUCAGAUGCAGGCCACCUUUGCUAGAAAUGCUUUCCCAUGUUUCGAUGAACCUGGCAUGAAGGCUGUGUUUCAUAUUACUCUCAUUCAUGAUGUAGGAACGGUUGCCCUGUCAAACAGCCAAGAAAUUAAGGCAGAAAAUGUCACCAUCGAUGGAACUACCGUUACCCGAACUAUAUUUGAGCCCACAAAGAGGAUGUCAACUUAUCUUGUUGCAUUUGUUGUCAGUGAUUUUAUAUACAUCAGUGCUGCAGACAACAAGGGUGUUUUGGUUAGAAUAUGGGCACGGAAAAAAGCCAUCUCAGAGGGACAAGGAAACUAUGCACUCACCAUCACCCAGCCAAUACUGGAGUUCUUUGAGAAGUACUACAACACAAGCUAUCCACUUUCUAAGUCAGACCAGAUUGCUCUGCCUGACUUCAAAUCUGGUGCCAUGGAAAACUGGGGUCUUGUCACUUACAGAGAGACGGCCCUUCUAUAUGACCCCCAGACGUCUGCCAUUGGCAAUAAACAGAGGAUUGUGACUGUGGUUUCUCAUGAGCUGGCUCACAUGUGGUUUGGAAACCUUGUGACGCUGAAAUGGUGGAAUGAUCUCUGGCUGAACGAAGGGUUCGCUUCGUAUGUGGAGUAUCUGGGCGCUAAUCAUGCAGAGCCCACCUGGAACAUUAAAGACCAGAUCAUUGUGUAUGAUCUGCAAAGAGCGUUUGCAAUGGACAGUCUGGCCUCCUCUCAUCCCCUCUCUCGGAAGGAAGAAGAGGUCAACACCCCCUCAGAAAUAAGCGAAAUGUUCAAUACCAUAUCCUACAACAAGGGAGCUGCAGUGCUUAAAAUGCUCUCAGAAUUCCUGACAGAGCCUGUGUUUGCCAAGGGACUGAGUAGUUAUCUGAAGCAGUUUGCGUUUGGAAGCUCUGUGCAUUCAGAUCUUUGGGAUCAUCUUCAAAAGGCCGUUGAUCAAACUCCAGGGGUGAAACUACCAUAUAGUGUUCAUGAUAUCAUGAACCGCUGGAUUCUACAGAUGGGUUUCCCUGUAGUCACCAUUGACACUCAAACAGGGAACGUCAGCCAAAAACACUUUCUGGUCGAGCCAGAAGCAGUAGUGGACAGGAAAUCUGAAUUCAAUUAUGAAUGGUUUGUGCCUAUCACAUGGAUGAAGAAAGGUCGGGUACUAGAUCAACUGUGGCUUCUACAGAAAUCAGCCAUACACAAACCCAUGAAAGUCAGCAAAAAUGAAUGGGUGCUGGCCAACCUCCAAGUGUCUGGAUACUUCAGAGUGAAUUAUGACCUUGGGAACUGGGAGCGUCUUCUCAUGCAGCUAGAAUCAAACCACCAGAUGAUACCAGUACUUAACAGAGCUCAGAUUUUGGAUGAUGCAUUUAAUUUAGCAAGAGCAUCCAUUAUAAACAUAACACUCGCCCUGAGAACAACUAAAUAUCUUUUGCAUGAGCGGGAAUACAUUCCAUGGGAGGCGGCCUCAAGAAAUCUCAACUAUUUUUUCCAAAUGUUUGAUCGCAGUGAAGUUUAUGGUGCCAUGCAGGCUUAUCUCAAGAAACUAGUCAAACCUCUCUUUGAGAAUUUUAAAGCUAUCACCUCAAACUGGACAACGGUACCCUCUGGCCACACUGAUCAGUUCACACAAAUCAUUGCACUGUCACUAGCUUGCAGUACUGGUGUGGAGGGAUGCAGAGAUCUAACCAAGAGCUGGUUCAGAAGAUGGAUGCAGAAUCCUGAUAUCAACACGAUCCAUCCCAACCUGAGGUCUACAGUGUACUGUAAUGCCAUUUCUGCAGGCAGCGCAGAGGAGUGGAAUUUUGGCUGGCAGAUGUUCCAGAAGGCCACAAUUGCAGCUGAAGCUGUGAAACUCAGAUCAGCUCUGGCCUGUACCCAAGUACCCUGGUUACUUAACAGGUACCUGGAAUAUACAAUUAACCCAGAAAAGAUACGAAAGCAAGAUGCCACUUCUACCAUAGGGUACAUUGCCAGUAACGUUGUUGGCCAGCCUUUAGCAUGGGACUUUGUUCGGGCUAAUUGGGACUAUUUUUUCAAAAUGUAUGGCACUGGAUCAUUCACUUUCCCAAGACUAAUUGGUGACAUCACCAACAGAUUCAGCACACCAUUUGAGCUAAAUCAGUUGAAACGUCUCCAAAAAGACAAUGCUGAGACCGGAUUUGGCUCGGGAACUCAAGCCCUGCAACAGGCCAUAGAGAAGACAACAGCCAAGAUUAAGUGGCUGGCAGAAAACAAGGAACCAGUGCUGCAGUGGUUCAUCUCAGAAUCAGCGUAACAUCAUGUCCAUGCGGAUCAGAGUGAUCAGUUCAGUGUCACUUCUGUCGUUUCAGCUAGAUGCACUUAAAGGGAUAGUUCACCCAAAAAUGAAAAUUCUCUCAUCAUUUACUCACCCUCAUGCUGUUCCAGAUUACUUUAUUUUUUCUGCUGAACACAAAAGAAGAUUUUUAGAAGUAUAUCUCAGCUCUCUGGUCUGGCCACCAUUCGCUUGCAUUGUAAAGACUAACAGAGCUGAUAAAUUCUUCAGUAAAUAUUUGUGUUCUGCAGAAGACAGAAAGUCAUACACAUCUGGGAUGGCUUGAGGGUGAGUAAAUAAGUAUGGGAAUUUUCAUUUUGGGGUGAAAUUCAAAUUAAAUUUGAAAAUGAAAAUGUUAUUAUCAUUUACUCACCCUCAUGUCCUUCCCAACCAGUAUUGUUUUCUGUAUUUCUUUCUUUUUUUUCCAUGAAACUCAAAAGUUACUGUAUGUAAGCAUACAGUGAUCAGGGGCUAUUAAGAUAAAAAAUAAAAAAAGACAAAGAAGCAUGUGGAUAUGGCAAUAUGUGGAUGCAUGAAGAAAGUGAAUAAAUGAUAACAGAAUUUACCAGUAUUGCUUUAAACUGAGAUCUGCUUUUCUUUGAGUGUAUUGUAAUAUCUGAUCCUUGAACUCAUUAGAAAAUUAAUCCUGUAAUGUGGCUGGAUAAAAAAUAAAUAAAUGCUUGCUUAAUUAAUUUAGCAGAUACUUUUAUCCAAAGGCUAGUUAAAGCGCAUAUAUCACAAGAACUGUCCUUUUGUACCAAUCUGCGGUUUGGUAUCCAUUGCUCCAGCUACAUGCUGAUAGUUCAUGGGUUGCCCCUUCUAUGGUUUGAACUUAAAACAUUUUGACUACCAGCCCAGAUAUAUAACCACUUGACCACGUUACCCUAAUGCAAAUAAGGGCUAAAGUACAUACAAAGACUAUGCAAAAUACACUGACAAUGGAUCUCCUCAGUAUUUUAAGAGCAGUGAGCCUGUUUCAGAAUUGUAUGCAAUUGUGUAUAAUUAUCUUUAUUAUGUUACCUUGCAAUUGUUGCUGUGGUGAUAUCAUAUGCUUUUAUGCCACUGUUACACAGUAGCCUGCAAGACAAGUAGGCUUUGUAUAAAUAAACAUUUUUAUGAUGUUUUUUUUUUUUUUUUUUGUACAUGUGCUUUUACAUUUGUCAUUUUGUUGUUCCUGUUGAAUAAAUAUGCAAGUUUUGGAAA